Cladophialophora bantiana CBS 173.52 is the source of this 1341-nucleotide messenger RNA. RefSeq lists its product as uncharacterized. The transcript has 2 exons. The record is from RefSeq and is a predicted model, not a curated record. NCBI's taxonomy places the organism in Eukaryota, Fungi, Ascomycota, Eurotiomycetes, Chaetothyriales, Herpotrichiellaceae. The coding region runs from base 1 to 1341 and encodes 446 amino acids.
AUGUACAAUGACAUGCUGGACGGUGAUUACUGGAGGAGAGUUAUGGAUGGCCGGUGGGAAAAUUUCAGGCUCGAUAUCAAUGCGAGGAUGCAAGUGCUUGUUGCGCGCUCUUCCGAAGCGUAUGCCUCAUCUUGUAGUGGUGAAGUCCUUGUGUAUGUCGGACAGCGGCUCGGGCCGUCGGGCGGAGUCAGUGCUUUCCAGACUCCUAUGCCCAAUCCUAAAGUUAAGAAUCCAGAUCCCAACAUUCUGCGCACUUAUGAACUUCCAAUUUUGCAACGCAACAGCGCUGUCACGCGUAUUGUUAGCAUUGACGUCUCCAACAAUUUCCAGGAAGACGUCGACUGGGAGAAUGGACAGUCGGCGCCUGGGCUGGAUAAUACUCUCUUACCCUUAGGUCAAGCCAGUGCUCUACCUGUUCCAGCUGUUCCUGCCGGACUCCGAAAAUCCAGAAGGGACAGUAACGAUACUAAAGCUGAUGUUCCAUCACUUUGUCCCAUCGCAGCCGCGGCGACAGAUGCUACUCCUGUAUCUACGUCCUCGUCCCCUGCAUCUUCGAUCACUUCUCCGCCAGCCAUGCCUAAACCAUCAUGUAUCUUACACGAGCAGGAUCCGGACCAAGGCAUAACACAAGCAUUUUGUCUCUGCGACGGCACGGCCACCUUGUCGCCCCUGUAUGUGCCGGCGACAGGUCACCAGAGCGAUAGCUGUGCAUACACCACCAUCCCAGUCACAGCGAAGGAAAGUGUCACAACAUUUGCAUCGGCGUACACCAAGAACUGCCAGGGCUGCACUCUAGUUGGAUUCAAUGCUCCUAGCUGCACGACUGUUCUGCAGUGCACUCCCACAAGUGCAGAGGUUACCGUUCAAGCAGGGAGCUCUCUCGUACACAUAGGCACACUGACCGGCACAGCUCUCUACACCUCUAUUUCCAGCGCCCUAGAAAAAAACUCUGUCCAGUACGUCAGCGCCGGCAGCCUCGACAGCAACGGGGAGCUAGUGAUAAAGGUGGCCGCUAGUUCGUACAACUCGACCACCCUCCGCGACGCGAUGAUCAAAUCGGCGGCUCUGACGGCGCAGAAGGGCUCCGAGCAGCAAAGUUCCUGCUCCAACCAGACGUACACGACCCUUGUGAAGCGCGACGUGCCCCCGCCGUCGCGAAUCUAUGGCAAAAGGAGUAGCUUAUUCGCGGGCUAUGCCCGAGGCCGUCCAGAACCAGUUGAGCAAAAAGGCGUCUUUUGCAACACCGCGGCCUUUGCGGGCGUCGGAUACUUUUCAGCCGAAUGGCGAAAGGCUCAGAAUCCGGGUGCAGAAGCAUACAUCGACGCUACGUGGGAGUUCUAG